UUCUAGACGCGGCGUGUGUUGCCUCAUUGGACAUCUCGGUGGAACAUCAUCAGCCUUCUUACUGUUUUCGCCGUUGUCUAUUCUAGAGAAUUGCUCUUAAACCCGCCCCUCGUGCUUGAUCAUCCUCCGUCUUCUAGCCGCUGCUUCAGUUGGAUCAGCCGACCUUGUUCUGGAUUUGGGGUCCGCCCUCUUCCGGCGAUUCGGUGGGGAUUGAUCGAAUCGAGUGUGUGAAAAAGAAUUCACUGGAGUGGGAGCAUGGCAUUGCUCCGGUCCAAGAAGGACGUGGAUGCCUACGUGGAGCAAUUGACCUCCAAGAUCCAUAGCGAGAACGAGCGCAAUCUCAAGGCCUUCUCGCUGGCCAAGCUCUACUACAACGUGGGUGAUUUCGAAAGUGCCAAGGCUUAUCUGUCCAAGUACAUUGCCUUGCGGCCCAAUUCUGCACUGGCCUUCUCUUUGCACGGGCAAUCGCUGGAACAACUCCGUCAACCCGGCCCAGCCUUGAAGUCGUAUCAAACCGCGUUUGAACUCGAUCCCAGUCAGAAGGAGCUGCUUCUGAAGAUCGUGGAAUUGUGUUCCAUCCUCGGACCUCAAAUUGACCGAGGCAAGGCCAAGUACUGGUUGGAUCAGAGCCAGAAGCAUUUUCCUCACCACCCCAAGAACAAGAAGCUUCAGAGUGCUCUCAAUCAAAACGGGACCGAAAACGAAGAAACCAACGGAAACAACAUCACCAACGGUUUAAACAAUUCCUCCCAAGACUCGCCUCCAGACCGUGAAAACCUGGACGGAUCUUUGUGGUCAACCUCGCUGUUGUUUGGCAGUCGUCGCAACCCUAUGUUGUCGCGCGUGGAUACGCCCGAGCGGAGCAGUACACCCUUGUCGGCUAGUCUUGACACGCCCAAGCGAGGUGGCGGGCAGUCCACCCUACCCCGACCCUCGCCCGAGCGUUUAGAGGCGCAAGUGCGCAGCCUUGAGGUCACCCAAAACAAGAUGGUUGAUCUUUUGCUCGACCAAAACAAAGUGGUGGUCGAGGAGUUGCGCCUUCAUCGCACCAAUGUCGUGGAAGAGAUGAAAACCCACCGGCAGAACGUAUCCGACCUCAAGAUGGAGAUGAAACAGGGAUUGCACGAUUUGAAGCUGGAAGUGGCCAAAUUGGGGCAAACUCUCAAGGAACCCAAGGACGACCUGUCGUCUUUGCGAGAGCUGCGCGAGAUUCGGGAACUCCUGGCCAGUCUCCCCCGGCAAAUUGCCAAUGCCAUCCCGCCUCCUCCUCCUCCCCCUCCUACAGCGACACCCGUGCCUCAAUCCGUAGCCCCCCUCCCCUCUGCCUCGUCUCCUUCGCCCUCUUUGAGCGGUCAAGCCCGGUCUCUUCAGUUGCAAGACUUGCAAGAGGCUCUUGCUCAACAGACGGCUUUGCUGCAGAUGAGUAGCUUGGGCUUUGCCGCCAACAUGUUCGCUCGCCCCCCUGGUCCUCAUCAUCCUCACCCUGGUGCUGGUGUUGUGCCUGCUCCUCAUCUCAACCAUUCAGUUCCCCCUCCCAGUGGUCCUCACAUACCACCUGUGCCCACUUUCCGCCAUGGUGCCGAGUGGAUCCCUCCAGUGGGACUCUCUCCUCCCAACAUUGUACCAGAGCACAAGAGUCCCGCUCACGACUACCAAAUCACUCUGCCACGAAGCAAUGUUCAAACCACCGAUCCGUUUGAAGGCCAAGAAGGACCCGCAUUGCCCAUCACCACCAACGCUCUGCUCUCCAACAUCCCCGCACCCGUUUUCUCGAGCCUGAGCAAAACCCCGCCCAAGGCCACUUCUACUACCACCACCAACACCAACACCAGUCAACACUCGGCCACUAGUGUCACCAAUUCCUCUUCGAAAGGCUUUGGAGAACAAUUCAAGCCCAAGGUGGGCUCGUGGGAAUGUGCGGGUUGUCUCAUGCGAAAUGAAGGCGACACCAUGCAAUGCCCAGCUUGUCAAACGGCUCAGCCUGGUUACGAGAACGAAGUGAAGAAGAAAGAAGAGACCGCCAAGCCCCAGGUCACGUUUGGUGCCCAGGGCGGCUUCAAGUUUGGAUUCCCGGGGGCCACGACCGCACCCGCUAGCAACACUGGAGGUGGAUUCACCUUCGGUGGCGGACCAGCCCCAUCUGCUCCGACCUCCAAACCUGAGGUUGCCCCAACGACGUCGUCCACUAUUGGAUCCAGUGGUCAUUUGAGCUUCGAGAAUCAGUCCUUGAAACUGAACACGGAGGCCGAUGCCAAGGCUGUGGCUGAAAAGAUCAAAAGUACCAAGAAGAUGGUCGAGUUGACGUUUGCCGGGAACACGAUCGGCAUCGAUGCUGCCAAGGCCAUUGGUCAAGCAUUGGAAGUGCACCCGGAGUUUGAGAAAGCCCAUUGGAAGGAUAUGUUCACAGGUCGAAUGAAGACCGAGAUCCCGCCAGCCCUUCAACAUCUCAGUCGAGGAAUCAUGAAAGCCAAUGCUAAACUUGUCGAAUUGGACUUGAGCGACAAUGCUUUUGGCCCAAUUGGAAUGGAGGGAAUCAAAGACCUCCUUAAGUCACCCUCUUGCUUUACCCUGAAAGAGCUCAAAUUGAACAACACGGGUUGCGGCGUAACCGGUGGCAAAGCUUUGGCCAAGACGCUACUGGAGUGCUAUCAUAGCAGCAAAAAGCAAGGGACCCCCUUGGGUUUGAAGGUGUUCAUCUUGGGACGAUCUCGUCAAGAGAAUGAUGGUGCCAAGGCUCUAGCUGAGGUGUUUAAACUCAUGGGAACUUUGGAGGAAGUGGUCAUGCCUCAGAAUGGCAUCUAUCAUGAGGGCAUUGCCGCUCUCACGGAUGCGUUUGCCAACAAUCCCAAUCUCAGGAUCCUGAACUUGAAUGACAACACGUUCACGGUGAAAGGAGCCCAACAAUUGGCCAAUGUUCUGCCCAAAUUGCAAAAGCUCCAAGUGCUGAACCUGGGCGAUUGUCUCCUGAAGACUGAAGGGGCCAUCCUGGUGGCCAAGGCAUUGGAAACCGGCCACAUGGACUUGGAAGAGCUCCACCUGGACUCGAAUGAGAUCCGAGUAGAUGGAGGGGUUCGAAUCCUUGAAUCUAUGUUGGACAAACCUAAGCUCAGACAACUCACUCUGGAUGCUAAUCAGUUCGGAGAGGCCGGUUGUCAACGUCUCAUGUCCAUGCUCAAAGCCAAAGGCAAAGAAAACAUCGUGGGCGAGGAAAUCGAGGAGGACGAAGAGCCUGAUUCCGACGAGGACAAUGAAGAAGACGGUGACGAGGAUGAAGACGACGACGACGACGACGAUUACGAAGAUGACGAGGAGUAUGAGGGACAAGAUGGCGAAGAAGAUGAUUACUACGAAGGCGAGGAGCAAUCGCAAGCUUCACCGCCAAAGCCGGCAGCCUCCAUUUUUGGUGGACCCACCACCACUUUUGGCACAUCAUCACCCUCGGUCGGGUCGAUUUUUGGCACGCCCAAGGCCGACGACAAGCCCAGCAUCUUUGGUGGCUCGCCCAAUCCCUGCCUUGGUGGCUUCUUUUCAACCUCCACAGCCACGCCCACCACGACCACCUCGUCUAUUUUUAGCACGUUCUCGUUUGGUCAACCGCCUGCCACAGGGACCGGCACCGCGAAUACGUCCACUUUGGCCGGUGCCUUCGGAUCGAUUGCCGCUAGCACUGCGGGAUUUUCCUUCUCCACCCCAGGAAGUCAACCAUCUGGAUCAGCUCUCGGAUUGGGAGGUUCUGGUGUGUCUGCUCUCUCUCCCAAGAAGGAUGAUCACGACGAGGUCGCUCAUGAGGAUCCUGACCACGAUCCUCACUUUGAGCCCAUCAUUCCCUUGCCUGCCUUGGUCAAAGUGACCACGGGUGAGGAAGACGAGGAAACGGUGUUCCUCCAUCGGUCCAAGGUGUUCAGAUACGACCCUGACACGAAACAAUGGAAAGAGCGCGGCAUCGGAGACAUCAAGAUCCUCCGACACACGGUCAAGAACUCCUAUCGAGUCUUACUGAGACGUGAGCAGAUCCACAAGGUGGCCUGCAACCACCUCAUCACCAAGGACAUGGAGCUCAAACCCAUGGCCGGAUCCCAGAACGCCGUGUGUUGGUUCGCCAUGGAUUACGCCGAGGAGGAGGCCAAACUGGAGCACUUGGCUGCUCGAUUCAAGUUACCCGAGACCAAGGACGAAUUCAAGACCACAUUCGAAGCCUGUCAAAAGGCCCUGGAGGAUCCAUCCUUCGCACCAAAAGCCAUCGAAAACAACGGCAUUGACAACUCCAAGGUCGAAAAUUUGAGUGCCUCCAAACCAGACGUGGUCUCGCCUCAAAAGGCUGUAGAAGAGAAGGUUGCCGCCGAAACCAAGGUCGCCACCACACCCCUAUUUGGAUCAGGACCAACUACAACGCCCUCUCCCGGUCUAUUCGGCAAUACCAACUCCUCUUCGGCGUCGCCCUCCAUUUUCGGAGGCGGCUCUGCGUCGGCCAAUACGAGCAUUUUUGGUGGAUCGGCCAAUAAAACCGCCUCGCCUUCACUCUUUGGAGGCUCGGCAGUGGAGAACGUGGCCUCUCCUUCGAUCUUUGGGAGCGGUGGAGGUGUGUCGUCGGAAGCUAGUAAGUCGAUCUUUGGCGAGAGCAAGGCGGCCCCCACUUCAUCCAUCUUUGGGGGGAUAGCCAGCAAUGCCUCGACCACUGGGGGGUUUUCAUUUGGCAAGCCAUCGACGGAUUCGACCCCUGAAACCGGCAGCAAGGGCAUUGAUCUUUCGGCCAACAAAUCCCUGCCCUCGUUUGCGGACAUGACCAAGUCUGGCAACGAUCAGGGCGGAUUCAGCUUUGCCAAGAAUGGCGAAAAUUUUAAAUUUGCCGGUCAAGGCGCCUCCAUCUUCGGCAAAUCCCCGGCUAGCAAAGCCAACGACAGUGGUAAUGCGGGUGACGGUGAUGCGGGCGAAGACGAGCACGAUCCUCAUUUCGAACCCAUCAUCCCGUUGCCCGAGCUCAUCAAGGUCACCACGGGCGAAGAGGACGAGGAGGUUCUCUUCAAGCACCGCGCCAAAGUGUUUCGAUUCGAUCCCGAAACCAAGCAGUGGAAGGAGCGUGGGGUUGGGGACAUGAAGAUCCUGAAGCAUCCUCAACGGAACACAUUCCGGAUUCUCCUCCGCCGCGAGCAGAUCCACAAGGUAGCCUGCAACCACCUGAUCACCAAGGACAUGGAUCUGAAAGCCAUGUUCGGCUCCGAGACCGCGGUGUGUUGGUUCGCCAUGGACUACGCCGAGGAUGAGGCCAAGAUGGAGCAUCUGGCCGUGCGGUUCAAGGAAGUGGCCACCAAGAACGAUUUCGAGGCCAAGUUCAAGCAGUGCCAGAAAGACCUCGAUAACCAUCCGAGCUCGCCGCCCAAGAAGAAGGACGAGGAGGCCACCCAACAGCAUCCCGAGCCACAUGACGAAGAUGACGACGACGACGACGAUGAUGAUGAAGAUGAGGCCAACACUAUGUUCGAGAUGGAAUGCCUUCUGUCCGAGCAAGCCGAGGACCGACUCGUCCACAUCGGCCCCGUCGAACUCCGAGUGGUUUACGACGACGACGUGUACGGGGCCCGGAUCAUCGCCUACCCCGUGUCCUCCACAUCCGAAGGCGACGAGGAUGCCGUGUGCAAUCAUCUGAUUGCCAUGCAAACCACUCUGGAUACCCUGGAUGCCGUGAGCUUGACCUGGUCGGCGUUGGAUUUUUCCCGAGACCCGCCGGCUUAUCGGACGUUCCAAGUGACCUUCCAGAACGAUGAGGAGUCACAGAUUUUCAAGGACUGCUUCAAUGAGGGCAAAGAGUUGGCCGAGCAGUCCGAGAUCCUGGAGAUGCCCAAUGAGUUGGAGAACCCCCAGGACUACUACUACGGCGAAGGAGGAGACUAUGAGGAUAACAACGCGUGACUCGGCCGAUCGUGUGACCCGGAUUUGAGUCGGGCGCUUCAAAAAUAUCUGGAAGAGCUCAAUUAGAGAGUUCACGUGGGUCGUCGACCCAAUUCAGAGCGUAGAUGAAUUUAUUUUUGCCGAGAUGUCUCUUCCCUCAUAUACGAGUACUAUAUGAAAUUACUUCUAUUUGUUGCCAAAAAAUGUUCGUAGCAUGACACACGAUCAAUUAUCUUUCCUUGUAGACGUGUUGUUCAUGAUAUACCCUGCUUUUCUUAAAUAAAGCAACAACUCCGAGA
Messenger RNA from Tigriopus californicus, 6185 nucleotides. RefSeq lists its product as uncharacterized. Gene Ontology annotation, cellular component: nuclear pore; cytoplasm. Gene Ontology annotation, molecular function: GTPase activator activity; protein binding. Lineage: Eukaryota; Metazoa; Arthropoda; Copepoda; Harpacticoida; Harpacticidae. Bases 256 to 5907 code for a protein of 1883 amino acids. Gene Ontology annotation, biological process: intracellular transport. The transcript has 5 exons. The record is from RefSeq and is a predicted model, not a curated record.